AGAGGCCACCACACGGCGUGAUGUACUGAGUGAAAUGCCUGGGGAAUGUCGAUUGUUCGUCUGACACAAUGCUCGCCGCUUCAUGUCCCUCUUUGGCUCCUUUUCCCGCAACCAGAGCGGAAUCUCUCUGCAGACACAGACGACAACUGCCUCAAUUAUGACAGCCCUGUGUCCACGCCGCAACCACUGUCUGUCCGCCAAUUCCUUCGACCACGACCGUCAUCGCCAUCGACGAGACCUCCACAUCCUCUCUAGACGACCCGCGCCACACCCUCUGACCCCCGAGUCUGCCGAGUCCCUUUUUCUCGACGCUCUUGCUCGCGCGAGCUUGUGCCGGAAACAUGCUCGCCCUAUAUCAUACCACAACCGCCCUACCCCUAACACGAGUACCACAUCCCGCCCGCAACGCUUUACCACUCAGUCGUCGAGAAACAAGCCUCCCCAAUCUGAAGCCAUUGCUCUCACCCCAGAAGACUCCUCCGAGCCCACAACUAUCCAAAUCCCGCGCGAACAGCUACGCUCCAUAGUCGAUCAGUAUGACUUUGCUGGCUAUCAGGAAGAUCCUCCUCCGAAUUCGAAUACCGACCAUCGCUCUCCAACCGAAGUCAACGUCUUCUCUUCGGCCACAAUACCAGACCGGAAUCCACUUGUCGCCAAUUCUUUGUUAGACAAGCAAGCCAUUGACCAGUUUAGUCUUACUAUUGAGGACAGGGACGUACCGAACACUCUUCUAUACAAUGCUUACAGAGCCAUACCACAACCGCGCCCGCAGUACCUCGAAAACGAUCAAAUCCGACUACUGAUGCAUCGCUUGAGUGUCGUCGAAUACAAAGACGAGCAUACCAUGCAGCGAUACCUCUCAGUUGUCGACGACUUGUUCGCUGCAGAUAUUCCCAUGACGAGGUUCGAAUGGAACAGCGCCAUGAGCUUUGCUAGUCGCUAUCUUCGCAAAGUUGGCGAUGUGCAGGUCGACACUGCCACCCAGAUCUGGUUACGUAUGGAGAAAGAGGCCGGUAUUGCAAGUAGUGCUGCUACAUUCAGCAUCUUGUUUGAUGUCGCCACAAAAGCCGGCAAAUUUGCUCUCGCCGAUAUGGUGGUCAAGGAAAUGAUGCAACGGAAUAUCGAGCCCAGCCGCUAUUUUCGCACCAACCAGAUAUAUUGUCAUGGCAUGAAACGAGACGGUGCUGCUGUUAGGAAAGCAUACCAGGACUUUGUCGAUUCUGGAGAGAUUGUCGACACACUUGUCCUCAAUUGUGUCAUUGCCAGCUUGGUCAACGCUGGUGAGGCUUCUGCCGCCGAGCACAUCUUUGAGAAGAUGAAGAUACUGGGCCUAGAGAACACCAGCGCUGCAAAGAUCGAAGGGUGGAGAGCUCAGCGCAAACUUGGGAGAGUUCUGAAUCGAGCGGGCAAAAGUCUGCGUGAGAUACCGGAGAGACGCAGCGUUGUGCAGAACGUGACUCCGAUAAAACCCAACUUGCACACCUAUCGCUUGUUGAUCAAGUACCAUGCUCACGAAUCUGGAAAUAUCGACCGUAUCAGUGAGCUGCUUGACGAGAUGCAACAAAGCGCUAUUCACAUUCACGGAUCUGUUUUCUAUCAGAUCAUUCGCGGUUUCAGCAUCCACGGAGGUAUCCGCUACUCCUCUUGGAACAAGAAGAAAUUGGACAGCUUCUGGGAUGUAUUCUGCCAAUUUGUCGAGAGGGACCGGGAGGCUGAGCAGAAACACACCGAAUGGAGGUCAGAAGAAGACAGGGGCUGCUACAUUAGCAUCUCUAUGGUCAAAGCCACUCUGAAUGCCUACCACAAGGUCACGGGCCCAGAGAAUACCAGAAAGGUCUGGCAAGAGAUCAAGGAAGUCUGGAAGCCGGACGAACAUGACGAAGAGGCUGUAAAUACAGGAUUGGAAUAUGCGCUCGGUUGAAACAAGGCCUCCGCGAGGAUUGUAACAAUAAAUGUAAACCUUCAUGUACAAACGAAUUUUAAGGAUAAAGAGAUUUUCCUGUGAGAUACAGGGAAGCUGUGAGGAGCUCAUUGAUUCAAUCAACUUCGCGAACUUGUGCAUGCAGGC
Aureobasidium pullulans EXF-150 is the source of this 2068-nucleotide messenger RNA. RefSeq lists its product as uncharacterized. Bases 83 to 1921 code for a protein of 612 amino acids. The transcript has a single exon. Gene Ontology annotation, molecular function: protein binding. The record is from RefSeq and is a predicted model, not a curated record. NCBI's taxonomy places the organism in Eukaryota, Fungi, Ascomycota, Dothideomycetes, Dothideales, Saccotheciaceae.